GUCUUGCGGGCCUAGCAUGGCUGCUGCUGUACCUGUGCUGGGGGAGUGAAGCUGGAGGGGGGCGGAGGGGCUGCUGCCUCUGCUGCCCGCCAUGGGGCUGAAGCCAUGGCAGAAGGCCCUGUUCCCGCUGCGCUCGGUGGAGGAUGUGGUGCGGUUAUUCAUGGCCGAGCUGCAGCAGGAGCAGCCCGAUCUGGUGCUGCUGUCACUGGUGCUGGGUUUUGUGGAGCAUUUCCUGGCUGUGAACCGCGUCAUACCCACCAACGUGCCGGGCAUCAGCUUCGAGCCACGCCCGGGACCUGAGCCCGACAGCCUCACCUACUUCCCUGUGGCCGAGCUGUCCAUCGUGGCCGCGCUGUACGCCCGCUUCACUGCCCAGAUCCGUGGCGCUGUCGACCUGUCCCUCUACCCCCGGCCCGAGGGCUUCUCCUCCCGCGAACUGGUCAAGAAGGUGUCGGACGUCAUCUGGAACAGCCUCAGCCGCUCCUACUUCAAAGACCGGGCCCACAUCCAGUCCCUCUUCAGCUUCAUCACAGGCACUAAGCUGGACAGCUCAGGGGUGGCCUUUGCUGUGGUGGGGGCCUGCCAGGUGCUGGGGUUGCCGGAUGUGCACCUGGCGCUCUCGGAGGACCAUGCCUGGGUGGUGUUUGGCCAGGACGGUGAGCAGACGGCCGAGGUGACCUGGCACGGCAAAGGCAAUGAGGACCGGCGCGGGCAGACCGUGAAUGCUGGCGUGGCUGAGCGGAGCUGGCUGUACCUGAAGGGCUCGUACCUGCGCUGUGACCGGCACAUGGAGGUGGCCUUCAUGGUGUGCGCCAUCAACCCCUCCAUCGACCUGCACACUGACAGCCUGGAGCUGCUGCAGCUGCAGCAGCGGCUCCUGUGGGUUCUCUACGAUAUGGGGCACCUGGAGAGGUACCCGAUGGCGCUGGGCAACCUGGCCGACCUGGAGGAGCUGGAGCCGACACCAGGCAGACCAGACCCCCUCUCCAUCUACCAUAAGGGCAUCAGCUCAGCCAGGAAGUACUACAACAAUGAGCACAUCUACCCCUACAUGUACCUGGCUGGCUACCACUGUCGCAACAAGAAUGUCAAGGAGGCGCUGGAGGCCUGGGCUGAUACAGCCACUGUCAUCCAGGACUAUAACUACUGCCGGGAGGAUGAGGAGAUCUAUAAGGAAUUCUUCGAUGUGGCCAACGACGUGGUUCCCAACCUGCUCAAGGAGGUGGCCAACCUGGCAGAGCCACUGGAGGAGAAAGGUGCUGGGGAGAGAGGAGAGGGGUCCCCGGUGCAGGCUGGGGGCUCGGCCUUGCAGGACCCUGAGUGCUUCGCCCACCUGCUGCGCUUCUAUGAUGGCAUUUGCAAGUGGGAGGAGGGCAGCCCCACACCUGUGCUGCACGUGGGCUGGGCCACCUUCCUGGUGCAGUCGCUGGGACGCUUUGAUGGGCAGGUGCGCCAGAAGGUGACGAUCGUGGCGCGGGAGGUGGAGGCCAAUGAAGACGAUGAGCAGGGCAGCGAGGACCCCCGCGAGGGGCGCCGGCGCGGACCCCGCCGCGAGUCCAAGCCUGAGGAGCCCCCCCUGCCCAAGAAGGCCUCCGAGCGCCGGCGCCCCAGCUCGGGCCAGCGGCCAGACAAGCCCCCUGCGGCGGAGAAGGAGGAGGGGGGGGCCCCCGCCCUGGGGGUCCCCCCUGCCCCUCCGCCCGAGGGGCCUGUCCUCACCUUCCAGAGCGAGAAGAUGAAGGGGAUGAAGGAGCUGCUGGUGGCCGCCAAGAUCAACUCGAGCGCCAUCAAGCUGCAGCUCACGGCCCAGUCCCAGGUGCAGAUGAAGAAGCAGAAGGUGUCAGCCCCAAGAGACUAUACCCUGGCCUUCCUCAAGCGCCCCCGCAAAUCCCUCUGAGCUCCAUGGGGGACGCCGGGGUGCAGUGCUGCCCCCUGCCAAGCUCUGCCGGGCUCAGCUUCACGGGGCGAGGAAUUGUUGCCUUUAAAUAGGGCAUGGGGAAGCGCCCUGCCCCCGUCUCUCCCAGGUGCAGGGGCUGCCUCACCCCUGCUGUAGCUUUCCUGGGCUCCCCAUGGUGUGAGGGAGGGGGCUCUGUGGGUUUGAUGCUGGGGUGGGGGGGAGCUCUAAUAUUACCCCCCCUCCAAGACAGGAGCUGUCAUGGCCUGAGCCCUCCUGAGCUCUGGGGUUCAGGGGUGGUGAGUUCUGUGUGUUCUCCACGUAUCCGGGAGAGCUGCAGGAAUUGAGUGGAGGUUCUCUCUACCUUGCACCCCUUCUGCUGAGGAGAUAUGGCCCCCUCCCCUCUGAUACACACUGGAGUGCUUCUGGGUGAGGUGUCUCCAAAAUACAGACCCACGUGAGCCAGCCCAUGCCCUGCCCAUGGGCCGGGCUUGUGCCCACACCCUCUAGAGGAGAAGGAAGCCGCAUCCCAUUCUGUGCCCCCAAACCAGCCAUGGCGGGAGGGGGGCUCUUUCUCUUUAGGCUGGGGGUGGGUGGGUUAGCAGCUGACUUUGAUCUUUCCAGAGUCCAGCUGCUGUGUCCUAAGCUUCCAAGGCAUCUUCCGGCCCUGCACAAAGCCCUGGGUAGAGCCACAGCUGUUCAGCGUGGCGGAUGCAGGGCUUUGUACCUCUUCCCCCCUGGAGUUUGUAAUGUAAACUUCUUCCUCCCCGGUCAUGCUCCCUCCCCCCCAUCUCCCCCCUCUAGGUCGUCAUGCCCCCCCUUCUGUUCUCAACUGAGGCCUUUCCCUUGACAACACUGGAUCUGCUGUAGGGGGUAGGGGCAGACAGCCAGGGUUGCUGGGGGGAAUCUGAGCAUGCCACUAGCACGGGAAUAAUGGGGUAUGACCAACCACUGGGAACGCAGUGGGCUUUCUGUGGGGCUGUGAUGGGUCCUGCUAAACAAGCCCCAGCAGGGCCAUAGCAUUCAUAGUGGGCACUGCCUUCCCCGUACAGCUUAGGCAGAGAGCUCCUGAGGCUGUGCUAAGUGGGGAAGCCCACGGACUUCUAAGCAGCAUGUCCUGCUGGACCCCACUGUCUCCCUCCAGUGGCUGACAUGGGGUUUGCAUUGAAGGGCCAUGGGGGGCAGAGCUGGGGUGGGGGC
Molecule: messenger RNA, 3091 nt
Organism: Terrapene triunguis (Three-toed box turtle)
Lineage: Eukaryota; Metazoa; Chordata; Testudines; Emydidae
Gene: MEN1
Product: menin 1
Exons: 10
Coding region: 92-1894 (600 amino acids)
Biological process (GO): negative regulation of cell population proliferation; regulation of transcription by RNA polymerase II; negative regulation of cell cycle
Cellular component (GO): histone methyltransferase complex; nucleus; chromatin
Molecular function (GO): chromatin binding; transcription cis-regulatory region binding; Y-form DNA binding
Source: RefSeq, a predicted model, not a curated record